AUGCAGAAGCUGGAAUACUCACCCGGGGAAUUUAUCUACACGACAAACGCUUCGUCACCCACAACCCUCGAAAGCCUCCCCUUGACCCAACCGAUCGAUCCGUUCUCUUCGCUGGCAUCGGAUCAGAAGGCGUUGCUCCAUCAUUUCCUCAACGAUGCCUCGCAGAUCACGGCCUGCCAUUCGGGCAUGCAACGGGAUAUUUGCAAGAUGCUCGUCCCCAUGGCCCUCCAGACCCCGUCGUUACUCUAUGCCACCAUGGCACUGUCCGCGAUCCAUCUGCAGGCAGUACACAAUCAAUCGGAGAAUGUCAAGUCGGCGCCUGAUAUCGCUCAUCUGAUGGCGCUUAGUCUGGAACAGUUUCGCAAGGAACUUCAGAACCCGCAGACCAAGGGGUCGGAUGCCCUGCUGGCAACAGCACGAACCCUGUGUCUCGCCGAGGUUCACUCGGGGGCCAUUCACCCCAACUCAUGGAGGGCGCAUAUCGAGGGAGCCAAAGCCCUGAUGGCGACCUCAGACCGUCAGGGAGGACUAUCGCCUGGGCCGUCGGAUGGAUUCCGCAGAUACCUAAACCGAUGUGAAUCUUGCGACGAUUUUCCGCAGGAUCGGGGUGGGGGGGCCGGAUCAGUCCCCACCUUUUACCCGGGGGUAGUGGAAGGCCUGUCAGCCUCGUGCAUCCAGCAGUCGAUCCUCUGCAACGAGGCGUUCCAACACAGUGCGCUCAUCCAAAUCCAUCGUCGAUUGCGAGACACGCCGGCCUCUGCGCCCGCAGUGCAGACGUCCGUCAAGCGGAUUCUGGAAUGCACGGCUCAGAUCGGACCAUCUCCGGGACUCAGUCCAUGGGUGAUGCUCACGACGCCGUUGUUCAUUGCAGGGUGCGAAGCGCAGGACGAGGACCGGGAGACGGUGCGACGGUUGCUUUUGUCACUGCAUGAUACAAUCCGCGUGCCGAAUGUGCUGCAGUCGUUGAAAUUCCUGGAACAGUAUUGGGAGCAAGGGGCGGAGAGUUGGAAUGAGUUUCUUGGUGAGUUACCUUACCUUUACAUAUGUGUCUGGGUUGAGCUUAGCGUGUGA
Messenger RNA from Aspergillus tanneri, 1071 nucleotides. RefSeq names its product fungal specific transcription factor domain-containing protein. Gene Ontology annotation, cellular component: nucleus. Lineage: Eukaryota; Fungi; Ascomycota; Eurotiomycetes; Eurotiales; Aspergillaceae. Gene Ontology annotation, molecular function: DNA-binding transcription factor activity; transcription cis-regulatory region binding. The coding region runs from base 1 to 1071 and encodes 356 amino acids. Gene Ontology annotation, biological process: positive regulation of transcription by RNA polymerase II. The record is from RefSeq and is a predicted model, not a curated record. The transcript has 5 exons.